CCUCUCUACACAACCAACAACCACCGUUUACCAAGUGAACAACAUGCCAGAGCUCAAACAGCUCGUGAUCAAAGCCCGCGCUUCACCCAGCGCAUCCCAGGCCGAACUCCAAAUCUACGCUCGGCUCCCAUCCUCACCACCCGGAACCCACAUCCCCCUCUACACCCUCUCCAACCGCUCAACCUGGCGCUCCUCCCAAACUCAAAUCCACUUCCUCAACCCGGAUGGAACUUCUUCUGAGGCGAAUGAUGCGACGGAGGUGUUGGGUGUGCCUAUGACGUCAUCGGAGGGGGAGGGUGGGAGUGAUGCUGAGACGGAGCCAAUUGGGGAAGAGGAAAGGCAAGGGGAGCAGGGAGAGGAGACGGAGUAUCAUUCUUUUGCGACGGGAGAUACGACGAUGACGAUGGGAGAGGAGAGGCCGACGACGGGUGCGCCACCGACGAGGGCGGGAGACGGUGAUCCGGAUGCGCGCACAUCGACCAAUGCUCCCUCUACUCGUCGUGCCAGUGGCUCCCCUACAUCUCCUUCAUCUCCUCCAAAGAUCAAGCGCGCUUGCUCCGGCGACAAACAGUCACCAGAGACACCUCGUCGUCCCUCCCAUGGCGGUGCCGGCGCCGAUAAACCCCGCCGCGUUCAAACCGAGGGCGCAAACAACAACGGUAGCACCCCCGGCGGAAGCCGCAUCCCCCUCCUGAAGCGUUCCUCCACCAUGGAUACCCAGAAAUCCACGGGAACGGUAAUCCACAAACCCCGUCCGCGGACCGCGUCGCCAAAGUAUGAGGCUGCGCAGGCGGAGGGCGGUGGAGAGCAGAAAACCCCGCCGCCGAGUUAUGGGUUUGCCGCAACGCAGGGGACGACUGGGCAGCAGGGUACGCCGAGUGACAGUGGUGUGAGUACCUCGCAGCCUGGGUUGGCCUAUCUGGAGGGAACUCCGGAGGCUGCGGUGGCGGGUGGGAAUACGUGGGCGAGUGUAGCGGCCGAGACGCCCGGGUUUGGAGCUCCGAUCGUUGAGAACAAACCUGCGGCCGUGUUUGCGGCUAAGACUCCGGAGCGGGAGACGCCGCCGUAUGAUGUUGGUGAGGAUGAAUCUGCGGAGAUGGAGAGGAACCUGGACCCCCAUGUUCUUGAUAUUGGUGGUGUGUUGACGCUCAAGUUCCCGGAGCACCGUGAAUUCAAGGGGGAUGUCCUCGUACAAAUCAGUGCGAAGGUACCAAUCUACCAAGCGACCCGUGGAAUGUGGCAGUGGUUCGAGCUGGACGGGUUACCGCAAGCCAAUUGUUCUGCUCGCGUCGAGUUUGAAGUCGAAGGUAGUGAUGAACAGCAGUUCAAGGCGCACCCAGCUUCGGACGAGGUCAAGGAGGGGGAGAGUACGAUUAGUGCUACCUAUGACCUCCGCUCGGCGGGACAGAGCGACAGAGCGUGGUAUGUUGAGUGGAGGGAGAGGGUCGAUGCGCUGCCCUUGGAGUACACCGGGAAGUGCGAGACCUCGACGACUCUCGAUAGUGAUAUUGAUGGUAAGUCAACUGAGACAAGAAUCUUGCAUUCCGUGUAUCUGUACUUUACGGAGGAGGAUGACGAGGCACUUCCUGAUACCGAGAAAGCGAUUGUGGAGCUCCAUGUGGAUGGGUGGACGCCUUCGCGGGGUGAACUCGUGAAGGUCGGUGAUGUGGGACACGACUGGGAGUGGACAGAGGAGGGCACCAUCAAAGUCACUCGACCUACAGACCAAGCCAUGGAUCUCCUCCAAAUCGUAUUCUCAGAGAAAACGAGGUCUCGGGCACCGAUGAAAUUGGUCGUACCGAGGGUGUACCCGGUUGUUUGCCAGGGUGUUUCGUCGCAUGUCACUGUUAUCCAACCUGGGCUUCCGCUUGAGUUCAGCCUUGAGCAGGGCCCGAAGGGGUGGGUUCGUGUUUCGAGGGGGGUUGAUACGCAUGUCGUGGCGAAGUUUGACUCCAUCUCCGAGGACCCAGCGAGGACAGAGGCGGUCAUCGUGCAGGCGACGUUCUUGACGCCCGCUGUGGUCAGUGGACUCGCGGGAUGGCUUGCGGAUGCGGAUGGAAAGUUGGCGUGUGAUUCUGUCAAAAUCACGGUUGAGGAGAGUAAGAUUACCGGGGAGAAAGCUUUGAAGUGCCGGUUUAUCAAAUUUCUUGCUACGGUAAGGUCUGAUGAGGAGCAAGAUGAGUUGUUGCAUGUCGUUGGACCGGCUGAAGGUGACUUAGUCUUUGCGCAGGUAAAUGACACCAUCGCUGGGUUAAAUGUGCUCUUCAAGGAUAAGACUGGACACGGACUGCGAGUCAAGGACUUAACAGGUGGUGCGAAGGCGCAUAGGAUUGAGUUGACAUGGCAGGUUCCGAUCGGUGUUACGGGCAAGGAGAGGUUGGAGUUGCCGUAUGUGUUGGACAGGAGCGUCAAAGAUUUUCAGGCAAACUUUGAUGUUGACAAACUGACCCGAGCUGUCUUCAGCUGCAAACACCCCUUCUCGACUCGCGAGCACAAGCUCAAGCACUCCGACUUCGACCAUGUUACGAUGCACUACCUGCCCCCAGGUACCAAGUCAGCAGUUCAGUACACCUCGCGUGAACCCGAGGUGAAGCGAACCGUGAAGAAAUGGCGCCGCUGGGGGAAGGCUUUGGGAUUGCUUACCCUGCUCACGCUGGGUACCGCAGCCUGGACUGGUCGUAACGCACUUAACGAUAUCCGGGAUGGCUUGGCCAAGGUCCAUCAUAUCCCCGAGAUCGCGCACAGGGUGGAGGAUAUCGCGCAGCAGAACAGGGCGUUGGGAGAGCAGUUGAAUACGUUGAACGCAGCGUGGUCCGAGUCUCCGAGGAUUGGUACCGAUCGGUCGAUGUGGGAGCAUCCAUCAGACCAUCCCAUUGCUGGAGAGAACCUCCAUGUGGGGUGUCCGGUUGAGGAGGUCGUUGCGAGUGUUCCUGAGGAUUACGAGGUCGUCCGGGAGGAGCUCGAGAAUAUUGGAAUUCACACCCGUGGAAGACUCGAAGUUCAGGAUGCGGAGAAGAGUCGAUUCAAGAAUGCGUUCAGUGGAUGGUUCAAUGCGAGGCCGACGGUGGUUGUAAGGGCACCUCCUUCUUACUAAUAGCAGCGUGGGAAAGGCCGGAUGUUAGACGGAUUUUGUUCUUGGUGUAUACCUAUUUAUAUCUGCUU
Saitoella complicata NRRL Y-17804 is the source of this 3162-nucleotide messenger RNA. RefSeq lists its product as uncharacterized. Lineage: Eukaryota; Fungi; Ascomycota; Saitoellomycetes; Saitoellales; Saitoellaceae. The record is from RefSeq and is a predicted model, not a curated record. The coding region runs from base 44 to 3094 and encodes 1016 amino acids. The transcript has 3 exons.